AUUUAUUGGAAGUUGUAUUUGGAUGGUAUACUUUGAUUCUAUCAUUUACAAUUUUAUUAUAUACAUGUGCUCUUAUAGAAAGAAUUUGAAUUUGGAUUCAAAAAGAGAAGAAUUUAGUAUCAUUACUAACGACAGAAUUUGAAAUAUAAGUAUUUUAAAUUGACAUCAUCUAAGUGUAAUUUAAAAAAAAGAAAUACAAAAUGUAGAUGUCUACUGACAUUACUCUCACAUCUAGUUUGGAUAUUGAACGUGGUACAAGUUCAUGUAUUGUGAACAAUGAGAUAUAUAUUUGCCAAGUGCAUGUUAAAUGUAUUGAACAGGGACAUUUUCGUCUUAGCAGUCCGGAGAAGACCAUACCAGAAUUUCAGUUAUGGAAUCGCACCAGGUUCCCGCCAGUGGAAAGUCGUCAACAACCACACUUGAGCUUCUUGUUUCAUCUCGUUAAACGGAAACAGCUGAAACGAUAAACAUGCUUUCUCUUCUUCCUCUGCAAUUCUUGUUUCUAACCUCCAUGAUCUUCAUCUCCACCGCAACCGUCGCUUCCAUUCACCAAUUUGCCCCUACCCUCGCCAAAUUCGGCUUCCGGCAUCUCGCCGCCGCCGCCGCCGAUUUUCUCUCCACCACUAGUUCCGUCGACUGGAGCGGCCCCGCCACCAUAUUCGCCCCCACUGACUCUUCUCUCCUCACCUGCCCUUCCUGCUCCGUUCCUCUCCUCCUCCGAGAACACAUCGUCCCCGGCCUAUACCCCCUCCACCACCUGCGCACGUUAGCCUUCGGAGCCAAGAUCGAAACCCUAGCCUGGAACCGAUGCCUCACCAUCACCGGCACCGGCUUCCACAACCCUAACGCAAAGGCCUCCAAGAUCUUCGUCAAUGGAGUCGAGAUCGCCCGUCCUGACCUGUACAACGAUGGAAACGUCGUCGUUCACGGCCUCCAGGGCUUCGUCUCUCACCUCUCGUCGGUCUCCUGCAACAUUGAGCGGAUGACGUCACUCUCAUUCCCUCCGCCGCCGCCUUUGGCGGCGUUCUUUAUCAUGCGGCUGAUGCUCAAAGACGCCAUCCUUCGCCUGAGGAUCAGCGGCUUCAGCGUGCUCGCUAUGGGACUCAAGGAGAGGUACUCCGAGCUCCUGGACCUCCGCGCCAUGACGGUGUUCGCUCUCGACGACGCCUCCAUUUUCGCUGACGGACAGUCGUACAUCUCCGACAUGCGGCUGCACAUUGUGCCUGACAGGCGGUUGAUGGCGGCCGAUCUGGAGAGUCUGGCUGCGGGGACUGUGCUGCGGACGAUGGAGUGGGGGCAGAGGCUGUUGGUGACCACCGCCGGCGGCGGAGGUCCCUUGGAUCCUAUGAGGAUCAACUAUGUGAAAAUCGUGAAGCUUGAUUUGAUCUACAACCUGAAGAUCGCGGUUCAUGGACUGUCGAUGCCUUUGCGGCAUGUUAACCUGACGGCGGCGGCGGAGUUGUCGAACAUGAAACGGUGCGCGUGGUAUUCGGCGGGAACGAAGGUCGCAUGGGAAGGUGGGACCUGUGAGACAGAGAAACCCUCGCCAGAGAUUGGAUCGUCGACGACGGAGAGUGAGGAUCAUUAUGGAUCUUCGCAAGGUUUGAUAGCGUAACAAACUUCAUUAAUUCACUCUCUCCUGCGUGUAAAGAGUAGUACUACUGCUAGCCCUAGUUACCGAUCAAUUUAGAAGAAACCAAUUGUGAUCAACACUAGUCGUUUUCCUGGAAAAAUAUGGAGUGUGAAAAAUGAAUUCCUUUC
Messenger RNA from Diospyros lotus (date-plum), 1761 nucleotides. Its product is annotated as fasciclin-like arabinogalactan protein 21. The record is from RefSeq and is a predicted model, not a curated record. The coding region runs from base 470 to 1615 and encodes 381 amino acids. The transcript has a single exon. NCBI's taxonomy places the organism in Eukaryota, Viridiplantae, Streptophyta, Magnoliopsida, Ericales, Ebenaceae.